Messenger RNA from Trichosporon asahii var. asahii CBS 2479, 1512 nucleotides. RefSeq lists its product as uncharacterized. The record is from RefSeq and is a predicted model, not a curated record. The transcript is spliced from 2 exons. NCBI's taxonomy places the organism in Eukaryota, Fungi, Basidiomycota, Tremellomycetes, Trichosporonales, Trichosporonaceae. The coding region runs from base 1 to 1512 and encodes 503 amino acids.
AUGUCCAGGGUACCAGCUUCAGGUGCCCAACCGGGCUCCCUCGUGAAGGGCAAGCCGCCCACCCCGAUUCAGUACUCCACUCCGUCGCGGAUGAGGAAUGGAGUGUGGGAAAGGGACACGCCCAUAGCCCUGACCGUUUUCUCCCAGUCCGAGAACAAGAAGGACACUGGCAUCGAACAGGUCAAGAGCCGACUCAAGACGCUGAAGCAAGAGGAUGGACGCUUGUCGGUGUCGGAGUUGGAGAUCACGCCUGUGACGUUCAACGAGAAGGGCCACGUGCGCACUGUGCGGGGCGUCCAAGCUGGCCCUAGAUGCGUCACCGUUACGUUCCACGACCCCGCGACGAUUGCGCUGCUGAAGACCGAGGUCGAGCAGACAAUGAAGCAAGCCGGCGGUCAAAAGUUUUUUGGCAUGCCGUUCCGCGUCACGUUCCGCCCGUCUCCAAGGGUCCUGCCGAUCGACCAUCCAGCGACCCUGGUCGCUCUUGGUCAAGGAGGGGUCCCCGCCGACCUCUUGAAGAACGAGCUCAUGUACUGGGUGGGCCAGUACAACGGGUACUACAAGAUGACGGAAACGCUGCUUGAUAUUCGACCUGGCGUCAAGGUGGGCACCUUGCAUGGCAACGCGUUCGCCGUACCCAGUUCUAUGGGCCUGGCGAAGUGGAUGACCGCACAAAAACCACUGAGCGGCGACCCGUGGGAAUUCGCGUAUCACGCAAACGCGGUUGCUCUGGCGGCGUCCGCGUGUCUCUUGGCUAAGGCUAAAGAGGAGGAGCGCGACGGCCAGCUCCUGCAGAUCAAGGACGCCAUCGACGGUCUUUCGGCAGCGUUCGGUAAGCUUCAAGUUCGCGUGGAGCAUGUCUCGUCCAAUGUCAAUCGCAUGGUCAACAACUUCUGUACGUUCGCCAGGGACCUGUACGGCAACAUGCGGCAAUUCUUCGCUCAGGCACGGCACGCAGUCGAUUGUGACGCCGAGGUUACAGCUGAAACCUUGCGCAUGGUCGGCACCGAGAUGGAAAUUCGGUCGAUACAACGCGAGGUGGACUUCUCACAGCGUGUCGUUGCCGCGUUGCCGAGUGACUCUCCUCUCGUCGCUGAGCUCAAGGAGCGCAUUGCGGUCGCUAAGCAGCAAAAGUCCAAGUUGCUCGAGACCGUCAAAGGUAUCCAUGGCACGCUCAGCAUGCUCGAGAAGCAGCGCAACAGCAAGAUCUCCCUCAACGAUCACACUGGUCUCGGAUUGACUAUGCCGACUACCCAAAUGAGUGAAAGCCUCGCCUUUGGCUCGUCUAGCGCGGUCGGAACAGCUGACGGGGGCGUCGCUGGCGCGCUCGCAGGAGGAGCCGCAAGAGCUGCCUCAGCUACAAGUACAACCCAGCUGCCUUCGCCGCCAUUAGCCGAACCAGGGCAGCCACCCGCCCAGUUGCCCGCUGUCGAUCUCACGACUCGCUCCCCUAGCCGAGAUGAGCCCAGUCCGCUUCCCGGCUCCCCAAUCAAGAAGCAUCGCAGCGCUUGA